Manis javanica (Malayan pangolin) is the source of this 3320-nucleotide messenger RNA. The record is from RefSeq and is a predicted model, not a curated record. Lineage: Eukaryota; Metazoa; Chordata; Mammalia; Pholidota; Manidae.
GAGGUGUAGGCAGAGGAGGAAGAGGGAGGGAGGUGGAGGAGGGGUAGGGAAGUCCUGGUAGAGAAGAGGCCCGAGAUUCUGAAGAAGACAAGAGGUGAGCUGCGCUCGAGCUCCCCCGCUGCCCAAAGGCUGUUCCGGAUCCUUUAAGGCACAAGUCAGACAAAGACGGAGGAAAGCAGGAAGAGACUUUUAUGUCGGCAGACAGAGAAGCUUUGCCCGUCACCGUUGCCUCACAUCCGGGGCUUUGGAGGGCUGCCCCCACCCCCUGCUGCCCCGCCCCCCCCUCCUUUCAUGGCGACCGGAGGCGGAGGCUGGAAAAUCUGGGCCGGGAGGAGGCCCCUUUAAAUCUCCUUAAAGGGGUGGCCUCUGAACUCGGCCGGCUGCAACGCCAGCCUUAAAGGGGACGCGCCGAACAGAAGCUGACAAAUUGAGAACUGUGCUGUUAGGAGAACUGGAGCGAGCAGGGAUUUUUUACCACUUCGUCUCCCCCACCCAAGAAGUCCUUUUAAGUUCAGCGUAAAGGGGAAGUGACCGCCUGCGGAGGACUAGAAACUUAACUCCCGAUCCCUUAGAGGCCUGCUGGUUGGACGACCCUAGACCUCUUAAAGGGGUGGCCUCAGCCGGAGGACUUGAGACACUUUUAAAGGGGAGGUCUGCGUUUCAGGACGAGCUUUCGGCCCCUUUUAAAGGGGUGGCCCUUCCUUUUCCUUGGGGAGACUUGUCUCGACCCCUGGCAGGGGGCGGCCGCCGCUCUAGGCCGGCCGGACUAGGUCGAGUCGUCUUAAAGGGGCCAGGGGCUGGACAACUUGAAGCCUCGCCUUAAAGGGACGGCCGCUCCGUUUUCACCGUUUCGGGCCUGCCGGCCCCUAGGGCGGGGGGAGGGGGCUCUGGGGCUUGUCGCCCCGGGGCGGCGCCGGCUCCCCGGGCCUUGGCCUUGUGGCAAGCUCGGGGCCAGUAGAUCCUGCUUUAAAGGGGAAGCCGUGGCCCUCUCGUCCCUGUGCAGCCGCCAGCGUCGCACCUGCGACCCCAGGCCUGCGGACAGGCCACUUCGGGCCCCGCCGCCUCCGGAUGCGGCGCUGAGGGCGGUCGCCAUGGAGACAGCAGCGGCCACGGCUCCGGGCCCCGGCUGGGCGACUGAGGGGGAGCGGCGGCGGCGGCGCUGCUCGCGCCGAGACCGAGACCGGGAGCAGCGGCGCCGUCGAGGUCCCGGCGGCGAUGCGCCCCGGGCCCUUUUGGCCGCCCCGCGCGGCUCCUCUUCCUCGUCGUCGCCGCCGCCUCCUGCCAGGCCCUGGUCGUCAGCUUCGUCUGGAGAGCGGCCCGGAGGCCCGAGACGGCGGCGGCCCCGUCCCAGGCCUCGGCCCCCGCGACCCAGAACUCGGAAGCGGCCUGCUGGCUCGGGCAGCCGCGGGGAGGAGGAGGAUGAGGAGGAGGGGGGCGCAGACGAUAGGGAGGCCGAGGAGGAGCCUGAGGAGGAAGAAGAGGAGGAAGACUUGAUCGAUGGCUUUGCCAUCGCCAGCUUCGCCAGCCUCGAGGCCUUGCAGAAGGAUGCAUCUCUAGAGCCCCCAGAGCGACUUGAACAUCGGCUGAAGCAUUCUGGGAAGCGGAAGAGGGGGGGCUCCAGUGGUGCCACUGGGGAGCCAGGGGACAGCUCUGAUCGGGAGCCUGGACGACCCUCUGGAGAUCGGGCUCGAAAAUGGCCCAAUAAGCGGAGAAGGAAAGAGGCCUCCUCCCAUCAUUCUCUGGAAGCUGGAUACAUAUGUGAUGCCGAAAGUGAUCUGGAUGAGAAGGUCUCCGAUGAUGACCUCGACCCAUCUUUUACUGUGUCAACCAGCAGAGCCUCUGGCCCCCACGGCGUCUUCAAUGGGAACUGUGAAGCAAAACUCUCUGUAGUCCCUAAAGUGUCGGGCCUGGAGCGGAGCCAGGAACAGCCCCCUGGGCCCGACCCGCUGCUAGUGCCUUUUCCCCCGAAAGAACCACCACCUCCACUGGCCCCUCGGCCUCCUGUCUCGCCCCCUGCACCCCUACCGACUGCCCCCAGUCUGCCACCCCCACCCCAGCCCCAGCUGCAGCUUCGGGUCUCGCCCUUUGGGCUCCGCACUUCUCCUUAUGGCAGCAGUCUGGACCUCAGCACUGGCAGCUCUUCACGGCCGCCCCUCAAGGUCCCGGCCCCUCCCGUGGCUCAGCCUACACCCUCAUCAUCCUCUUCAUCCUCUUCCUCUUCAUCUGCCUCCUCCUCGUCCGCGCAGCUUACCCACCGGCCCCCGACGCCCUCACUGCCCCUGCCUUUGUCCACCCAUGGCUUUCCCCACCCUGGGCUGCGGCCUCCCCCACCACCCCACCACCCCUCCUUGUUCUCCCCUGGCCCCACCCUGCCCCCACCCCCACCCUUGCUGCAGGUGCCAGGGCACCCUGGGGCCUCAGCCACUAACGCCCUUUCUGAGCAGGACCUGAUCGGCCAGGACCUGAACUCUCGCUACCUGAAUGCCCAGGGUGGCCCUGAGGUGGUGGGGGCAGGGGGCUCAGCCCGGCCCCUGGCCUUCCAGUUCCACCAGCACAACCACCAGCACCAGCACACCCACCAGCACACCCACCAGCACUUCACCCCUUAUCCCCCGGGCCUGCUGCCACCUCAUGGCCCCCACAUGUUUGAGAAAUACCCAGGAAAGAUGGAAGGCCUCUUCCGGCAUAAUCCGUACACGGCCUUCCCUCCCGCAGUGCCCGGCCUACCUCCGGGCCUCCCGCCGGCUGUCUCCUUUGGCUCCCUGCAGGGGGCCUUCCAGCCCAAGAGCACAAACCCAGAGCUGCCACCACGACUGGGGCCAGUGCCGAGCGGGCUUCCUCAAAAGGGGACACAGAUCCCUGACCAUUUCCGGCCAUCUUUGAGGAAACCAGGGAAGUGGUGUGCCAUGCAUGUGCGUGUGGCUUACAUGAUCCUGAGACACCAGGAAAAGAUGAAGGGCGACUCCCACAAGCUUGACUUUCGGAACGACCUCCUGCCCUGCCUUCCGGGGCCCUAUGGGGCCCUGCCCCCUGGGCAGGAGCUCUCCCACCCGGCCACCUCCCUCUUCACUGCAACUGGUGCCGUCCACGCUGCAACCAACCCUUUCACGGCAGCUCCCGGGGCCCAUGGGCCCUUUCUGAGUCCCAGCACCCACAUUGAUCCCUUUGGGCGUCCCACAAGCUUCGCCUCCUUGGCUGCCCUCUCCAACGGGGCCUUUGGAGGCCUGGGCAGCCCCACCUUCACCGCCAGCGUCGCACCUGCGACCCCAGGCCUGCGGACAGGCCACUUCGGGCCCCGCCGCCUCCGGAUGCGGCGCUGA